Molecule: messenger RNA, 189 nt
Organism: Aureobasidium vineae
Lineage: Eukaryota; Fungi; Ascomycota; Dothideomycetes; Dothideales; Saccotheciaceae
Source: the annotation of a GenBank genome assembly
AUGGCCGCCCCUAAUGCUCUCCAGAGAAUGGAGCGCUCCCACUACUCUCCGCCAUGGGCCAACACGAGCAUCAUUGGCGUUGCCGGCAGCUCGGGUUCCGGCAAGACGUCGCUUGCUCUGGCCAUCAUCAAGCAAAUGAGCCUGCCUUGGGUUGUCAUCCUGUCAAUGGUUCGUGUCUUUGGCCCCUGA